This is a messenger RNA of Ailuropoda melanoleuca (giant panda), 1995 nucleotides long. It is a transcript of the gene TKT, whose product is annotated as transketolase. NCBI's taxonomy places the organism in Eukaryota, Metazoa, Chordata, Mammalia, Carnivora, Ursidae. Gene Ontology annotation, molecular function: transketolase activity; thiamine pyrophosphate binding. Gene Ontology annotation, biological process: pentose-phosphate shunt, non-oxidative branch. Bases 16 to 1887 code for a protein of 623 amino acids. The record is from RefSeq and is a predicted model, not a curated record. Gene Ontology annotation, cellular component: endoplasmic reticulum membrane; extracellular exosome. The transcript has 14 exons.
GGGAGUGUUUCCACGAUGCAGUUGCUGGGCCUUAGGGAAUGUGCCUCUGCUGCUGUUGAUUGGUUUCUUUGUAACCGUUUAAAGAGGACUCGGGUUUUCCGUUUCUUCUUGAGUCAGUUUUGCCACCCCACGUCAUGCUGCAGUGCCGCGGAGAUCAUGGCUGUCCUCUUUUUCCACACCAUGCGCUACAAGCCCCAGGACCCCCGGAACCCUCACAACGACCGCUUUGUGCUCUCCAAGGGCCACGCGGCUCCCAUCCUGUACGCCGUCUGGGCUGAGGCCGGCUUCCUGCCCGAGGAGGAGCUGCUGAACCUGAGGAAGAUCACCUCUGACUUGGACGGGCACCCCGUCCCGAAACAAGCCUUCACCGAUGUGGCCACCGGCUCCCUGGGCCAGGGCCUUGGGGCCGCUUGCGGGAUGGCCUACACGGGCAAAUACUUCGACAAAGCCAGCUACCGCGUCUACUGCUUGUUGGGAGACGGGGAGCUGUCCGAGGGCUCCGUGUGGGAGGCCAUGGCCUUCGCCAGCAUCUACAAGCUGGACAACCUGAUUGCCAUUCUCGACGUCAACCGCCUGGGCCAGAGCGACCCCACGCCCCUGCAGCACCAGGUGGACGUCUACCAGAAGCGUUGCGAGGCCUUCGGCUGGCACACCGUCAUCGUGGACGGACACAGUGUGGAGGAGCUGUGCAAGGCCUUCGGCCAGGCCAAGCACCAGCCAACGGCCAUCGUCGCCAAGACCUUCAAGGGCCGGGGGAUCCCAGGGAUAGAGGAUAAGGACGCGUGGCAUGGGAAGCCCCUCCCCAAAAACAUGGCUGAUCAGAUUGUCCAGGAAAUAUACAACCAGAUCCAGAGCAAAAAGAAGAUCCUUGUGACCCCCCCGCAGGAGGAUGCCCCUUCAGUGAGCAUCACCAGCAUCCGCAUGCCCAGCCCACCCAGCUACAAAGUUGGGGACAAGAUAGCCACCCGCAAGGCCUAUGGACAGGCCCUGGCCAAGCUGGGCCGUGCCCACGACCGUAUCAUCGCUCUGGAUGGGGACACCAAGAACUCCACCUUCUCAGACAUCUUCAGAAAGGAGCACCCAGACCGCUUCAUUGAAUGCUACAUUGCUGAGCAGAACAUGGUCAGUGUUGCGGUGGGCUGUGCCACACGCAACAGGACAGUGCCCUUCUGCAGUGCUUUCGGGGCCUUCUUCACGCGGGCCUUCGAUCAGAUUCGCAUGGCGGCCAUCUCUGAGAGCAACAUCAACUUCUGUGGCUCCCACUGUGGCGUGUCCAUCGGGGAAGAUGGGCCCUCUCAGAUGGCUCUGGAAGAUCUGGCCAUGUUUCGGUCAAUCCCCACUGCAACGGUCUUUUACCCAAGUGAUGCGGUGUCUACUGAGAAGGCGGUGGAAUUAGCAGCCAACACAAAGGGCAUCUGCUUCAUCCGGACCAGCCGCCCAGAAAACGCCAUCAUCUAUAACAACAACGAGGACUUCCAAGUCAAACAAGCCAAGGUGGUCCUGAAGAGCAAGGACGACCAGGUGACUGUGAUCGGGGCCGGAGUAACCCUGCACGAGGCCUUGGCUGCUGCCGACCUGCUGAAGAAAGAGAAGAUCAACAUUCGUGUGUUGGACCCCUUCACCAUCAAGCCCCUGGACAGGAAUCUCAUUCUUGAAAGCGCCCGUGCUACCAAGGGCAGGAUCCUCACUGUGGAGGACCAUUACUAUGAAGGUGGCAUAGGCGAGGCGGUGUGCUGUGCCUUAGUGGGCGAGCCUGGCAUCACCGUCUCCCGCCUGGCUGUGGGCGAGGUACCGAGAAGCGGGAAGCCGGCGGAGCUGCUGAAGAUGUUUGGCAUUGACAGGGACGCCAUCGCACAAGCUGUGAGGGACCUGGUCGCCAAGGCCUAGGGAGGGUAGGGGGAUGGAGACGGGUUCUACACAUUCCUGAAGUUCUGGCAAAGGUGCUCAAAGAUGUGCGGAGAGGAGUGAUAAAAUAUAUGUUUUGAGAGAAGUGAA